UUCGCUGCAGGGACUGCUGCUGAUUUGUAGCUGGAGUGGGGAAGAGGAGAGGAUUUGGUCACUUUUUGGCGUGCUCAGAUUACCUCUGCAAGUGGUGUCUGCAUCAGAAGGGCUCUGAACCAGGCAGUUGAAAGUACUUGACAGCUGUGCUGUUUGAAGGGUCAGCUACUCCUCUAAGAACCUGCCAUCUCUGAGAUGAAUUUCCAGGGCUGGCUUGCCUUCCCAAUGGAUUUAUUGCUGUGUUGUGCUCUCCAGACAUCUGCUGUUCAGCAUCCUGCAUCUCAUAACUGCACCAGCAAUGCUCAAAGAAUAUCCUUCAGCCACUCCUGUAAGAUUGACCUGCCCACACUCUCCCAGAUUAAAGCUGAAGCAAAUCCAUUACAGCAUGAUGAAGAGAACAGUAGGGUGCAGCUAGAUCCUGGAGAGGCUGAGGACAAUGAAGAGCAGAAUAUAAUCUUUAGGCACAACAUCCGUGUGCAGACACCCAAAGGGAACUGUGAAACUUUGACCCGCAUUAUGGAUCUCUUUGAAAGGAUGGAGAAGCUUGAGAAAGAAGUGGCAGAGCUGAGGGAAGUUUGCAGCCCUCAGAAGAGCUGUGGGGGAAGCCAAGAUGUCCCUCACUGCAGUGGCCGUGGGACUUUGUUCUAUGAGACUUGCAGCUGUGAGUGUGCCAAGGGCUGGGAGGGCAGUGACUGCUCCCACCCUGCCUGCCCCAGCCACUGUAGCAGUAACAGGCACUGCAGUGCUGGGAAAUGCUGUGAUGAGUGUUUCUUUGGUGAGGAUUGCAGCCUUCAGCUGUGUCUGGAGAGCUGCAGCAGCAGUGGGAUCUGUGACACAGCCCAAGGGGUCUGCCAGUGCCACGAGGAGUUCACUGGAGAAGACUGCAGUGAGAAACGGUGUCCUGGGGAUUGCAGUGGCAACAGGUUCUGUGAUACAGGAGUGUGCUACUGACACGAUGGCUUCUUUGGCCUCAACUGCUCCCAGGUCCUUGCUCCCCAGAAUAUGCAGGUGCUGAGCUCCAUGGAGAACUCUCUGGCUGUCAGCUGGGAUCCAGUGACUGGUGUGGAUAAUUACCUCCUUACCUGUUAUCCGGCUGGGUAUGAGAUGCUGGUGAAAUAAAUCCACGUGCCCAAAGAGCAGCUCAGCUAUGAGAUUGCAUGUGUUACAAGGGUGGAAUCUCACAAUGUCAUGCUUCAUCAUGUGAAGAAGGGGAUUGCCAGUGAGCCCAAGCAUCUAGAAGCAAGUACAGUCCUGCCUGCGGCCAGUGCCAUCUGGGAGACAGAGGAGAUGGAGUACUCCCUGGAAGUGGAGCAGGAGAACCCACCAACAGGUGAUUAUUACAAGCUGAAGUUCAGAUCCCUAAUGGAGAUGGAGGAGAAGCAGGUCAUGGUGCCCAAAAGCAGUGACCCUAAGAGCAGAUACAUCCUGACUGGCCUGAAACCUGGAACAGAACAUGAGGUCACUGUCAUACCUGUGAAAGACAGCACAGAGGGGAAACCAUUCUCGGUGACUGGCAGGACUGGAGUCAACAGCCCAACCAAUGUGACCACUGACUGAGUGACAGAGGAUACUGCCAUGGUGUCGUGGAAUAAAGUGGAGGCUCCUGUAGACAGGUACAUGGUGAGAUACACCCCGGCUGAUGGAGACACCAGGGAAAUACACGUGGGCAGUGAAAAUUACAUGGUCACCUCACUGGAUCUGGAGCCAGACAUGGAAUAUGUCACUGACAUCUGGGCAGAGAAGGGGCCUCAGAGGAGUAAGAAGGCAAGCACCAGAGCUGUGACAGAAAUUGACAGCCUAACUGAGCUGUUGAUUGACCAGGUGACAGAGGAUGCAAUUACUGUUUUGAACGUAGUCCAGGCUUCCACAGACAGAUACAGAGUGAGCUACACCUCAGCUAGUGGGCACACAGAGGAGAAAGAGGUGGAAAAAGACAAGAAUGUCACUACCUUGGCAGGACUGAGGCCAGGCACAGAAUACAUCAUUUAUAGCUGGGCAGAGAAGGGAGAGCAGCAGAGCAAGAGGGCCAGCACUGAGGCUGUGACAGGUAAGUGGGCAAUGGACUUUGUUGAGUACAAGCUAAAGCCCAGCUUUGCCUUGGCACUAAGGAUGCCCACCCUAAGACAGUUUAACAGCAGAGGGAGAUUCAGGCUUAACAGAUCAAGUCUUCAGGUUAGUGCAUCUUGCCAUGAAACCUAUUCAGCAUCAUCACAGAGAGAUUCUAGUUCCCUGGUUGAUCACUAUUCUCUGACCUACCAGGAUGAAGAUGGGACAAGCAAGGCACAGUGGUCCAGAAAAGCUAAAUGCUCUUCUGAGCUGGGUUCAGCUUUUGUCACUUGGCAGAAAGUAUAUCUGGGUCCCAGCAAACAACUGUUAGUGCUGGAAGGGCUGGCACAAGGAGUGAGGUACACUGUUCCCUACAAGGGAGAUCACCAGAGCAGAAAGACAGAGCAUAGCUUCUCAACAGUGAGCUUCCUCUACCAGUAUCCCAUGGACUGCAGCCAGGUGCAGCAGAAUAGAAGUGCCUCCAGCAGCAUGUACAGCAUUUACCUGAACAGGGAUGGCAGCAGGCCACUGCAGGUGUGCUGUGACAUGAGCACUGACGGAGGCAGGGGGACGGUGUUUCAGAGGUGGAGCACUGGCAAGGUGGAUUUCUACCAAGGCUGGAAAAAUUACAUGGAAGGUUUUGGAGAUCCCACUGGGGAAUUUUGGCUCGGUCUUGACAAGCUGCACAACCUCAGGAGCAGCAGCUCCAUCUGCUGCAAGCUCUGUGUGCAUUUGUGGACAGCCAGCCAAUCUGUCUGUGCUCUCUGUGACUUCUUCCAGGUUGCCUCAAGCAGGGACAGAUACAGGCCGUCAGUGGGGAAUUACAGAGGCAAUGCUGGUGAGGAGGUGACCUACCACAGUGGCUGCAAGUUCACAGCAUGGCCCAGGGACGAUGAUGUGGCUCUCAGCAGCCGUGCCCUGACACCGAGUGCAUGGUGCUGCAGGAACUGCCAUCUGGCCAACCUCAACGGGGAGCACGAGGAGAGCAAGCACAGUGAGGAUGUGAACUGGGAGCCAUGGAAAGGACAUGAAUUCUCCAUCCCUUUCACAGAGAUGAAGAUCUGUCCUCAGUCUUCCAGGAACAAGCCAGUCCUGGGGAGGAAGAAGAGGUCUUUAUCAUGGAAGAGGAAGAAGAUCAGGGCUUAAAUAGAACUCUCUGCAGAACAAUACCCAAAGAUAAUGAUUCACUAUUUCUUCAUAAACUUUGAUUCAGACAGCUUGCUCCAGUACAAAGGAGACAAUAGCUGACAACGUGCACCCAGGGACAUCUGGAUCUGCAGCCCAACCUGCUACCAGCCUUUGGAGCUCCUGAUGGGUGAUGUUCCAGAGACUAGGAGGGGCUCGUGGGGGCAUCCUGCCUGUAGAUACUCUGGUUGGCUAAGGAUGACAAGGACCUGCUUGAUCCAAUACAUGCAACUUCUAUGAACUUCAUGUAAAACAAGCCUUAACACAUGCUGUUCUUUCUGAAACCUGUGCUGGAGACUCCUCUUAAUUCUGUCCUUCUCUGGUGCUAUCCACUUCAGACUUCCAAAAAUAAAUUCGAACCUACUAACAAAUAAUAGCCCCCUCACUUACAUCAGAGGGAACCUUUUUGAGACUGUUGCCUCUCCCUGUUCUGUUCUGCAGUUCUCCUCAUUAUUUGGGCACAUUCCCUAUUCUUCCUGCGGAACUGGGUUCUGGGAAAUGCUGCCAGUCUGCUGGCAAGGCUCAUUAACCCAUGUGAGUUCUGUAGACCAGGUUCCUCAGACUCCAAUACCACAUCUCUGCAGGUUAAAAUCUUGCUAUUUUGCUUGUGUCAUGUUUCCCAGCCCAGAGAAGAACUGAAGGAGAUGUGCAGUAAAUUGAUGUUUACACUCCAGGGUGAGGCCCAGAACAGGGUGAGUGUAAGGCCCGCUCUCCUCCAGGCUCUGCUCAGCAUCCCAAACCUGCCUCUCUGUACUGCUUGCUUACAAACAACUAACAAAAUGCUCUAUGUGACUGUUCCAUCUGCUGCCUUAUGUUUUUUCAUCAGCAGUGUGGCAGGUAGUGAUGCUGAAAUGAUAACACUUGUCAUCCACCUCUAAAAUGAGCAUCUGUUGGACUUAAACUGAUCCUGCAUGCUUUCCCUUGUGCUCCAGUGCAUGGUUUCACACCUGACUGCUUUAAUUUUUUCUUUUUACUCACAGCCAUAAAGGUGAGGUUUAUUUCCUUUCCCUGUGAGGAUAUUAAAAUUCUGGGCCACCAGCUCCAGCCAGGGAAGAAGUAUGAGCUCACCAAAUGCCACUUGCUUAAAGGCUUCCUUGUCUGAACACAAUGGGACAUGGUUGUCCCAUGUCUUAAUGGCCUUCUCUAUCCCAGUGCAGAGCAGAGUAAUGCAUUUUACAGAAUCCUUCCCAGACUUUGGAGAAAGUAAUAAAAUCGCAAAUAAAGGAGGUCUUAAAGUA
Messenger RNA from Corvus hawaiiensis (hawaiian crow), 4469 nucleotides. It is a transcript of the gene TNN, whose product is annotated as tenascin N. Gene Ontology annotation, molecular function: protein binding. Lineage: Eukaryota; Metazoa; Chordata; Aves; Passeriformes; Corvidae. The record is from RefSeq and is a predicted model, not a curated record.